UUGGGUUUCUGUGCUAUCUCAUCCUUCUGGAAAGCAACCUUCUCCUUUUCAUAAUCAUUGGUCGGUGACCAUAAAAUCAUUACAAAACAAGGCUUUGGACUUUCCGUUUGGAUAAUCAUGCAUUUCUCCUCUUCAAAAUUUCUUUUGCCAUAUUCCUCAUUUUCAACUCCAACAAGUGAAACAGAACAAAAUCCACAAAUAUAAUUUCAAUUCCUUUGAGUAUCUUAUACCUCAUUUUCAUUUUAAGGAGGAAAGCUGGUUCAUUUAGUUGAUGGUUUUAAGAUAUUAUGGGAAGCAAGAAUAAUACUCUAGUAUUGGCUUUACUGGUUGUUUUGAUUUUUGGAUGUCAUUGCUUUGGAAGGGGAUUGUGUGGAACAGUGAGUUAUGAUCAUAGAGCGCUGAUAAUUGAUGGGAAAAGGCGGGUCUUGCAGUCUGGUUCGAUACAUUAUCCUCGAACUACUCCUGAGGUGUGGCCGGACAUUAUUAGAAAGUCGAAGGAAGGGGGAUUGGACGUGAUUGAGACUUACGUGUUUUGGAACUAUCAUGAACCUGUGAGAGGACAGUACUAUUUUGAAGGCAGGUUUGACCUGGUGAGGUUUGUGAAAACAGUUCAGGAAGCUGGUCUUCUGGUUCAUUUGAGGAUUGGACCAUAUGCCUGUGCUGAAUGGAAUUAUGGGGGAUUUCCAAUUUGGUUACACUUCAUUCCUGGCAUUCAAUUUCGAACAACAAAUGAACCAUUUAAGGAGGAAAUGAAGCGUUUCCUUGGCAAAAUUGUAAAUUUAAUGACGGAAGAGAAUCUCUUUGCAUCACAAGGUGGGCCAAUCAUUCUUGCUCAGGUUGAGAAUGAAUAUGGGAAUGUUCAAGGGGCAUAUGGAAUUGCAGGAGAGUUAUAUGUCAAAUGGGCUGCAGAAACUGCUGUUAGUCUGAAUACAAGUGUCCCUUGGGUGAUGUGCCAACAAAAAGACGCCCCUGAUCCAGUUAUAAACACUUGUAAUGGAUUCUACUGUCAUCAGUUUACCCCAAAUUCUCCUUCCAAACCAAAAAUAUGGACUGAGAACUAUAGUGGAUGGUUUCUUUCAUUUGGUUAUGCAAUUCCCUAUCGACCUGUUGAGGACCUUGCAUUUGCUGUUGCACGUUUUUUUGAAUAUGGCGGUACUUUUCAAAACUACUAUAUGUAUUUUGGUGGAACCAAUUUUGGAAGAACAGCUGGAGGUCCUCUGGUUGCGACAAGCUAUGACUAUGAUGCCCCAAUAGAUGAAUAUGGCUUUAUUAGACAGCCAAAGUGGGGUCACCUCCGGGACUUGCACAAGGCAAUAAAGCAGUGUGAAGAAUAUUUGAUCAGCUCAGAUCCGACGCACAAGCAGCUUGGCAAUAACUUAGAGGCACAUAUCUACUAUAAAUCUUCCAAUGAUUGUGCAGCCUUUCUUGCCAAUUAUGACAGCAGGUCAGAUGCAAAUGUUACUUUCAAUGGAAAUUUGUACUUUCUUCCUGCUUGGUCUGUGAGCAUACUUCCAGAUUGCAAGAAUGUUAUUUUUAACACUGCCAAGGUUGUUUCACAAAGAAGUCUUGGUGAUUUUUCAUUUGCUCAUUCAACCUCUGUUGAUGAGAUAUCACUAGAGCCUGUGUGGAGUUGGUAUAAAGAAGAAGUGGGCAUUUGGGGUAACAACUCAUUUAUGGAGCCAGGUCUAUUAGAGCAGAUUAAUACAACAAAAGAUACCAGUGAUUUUCUAUGGUACUCGACCAGUGUGAGUGCUGAUCGAGAGAAAGAUAUUGUUUUAAAUAUUGAGAGUUUGGGGCAUGCAGCGCUAGUUUUUGUAAACAAAAGGCUUGUAGCAUUUGGAUAUGGUAAUCAUGAUGAUGCAAGCUUUUCACUCACUGAGAAAAUUAGUCUAAAUGAAGGAAAUAACACUCUGGAUUUAUUAAGUAUGAUGAUUGGCCUACAGAACUAUGGACCAUGGUUUGAUGUUCAAGGUGCUGGAAUUAAUUCUGUUGUGCUUAUUGGCCCAAGUAAUGGCAAGAAUGAUAUUUCUUCCGGGAAAUGGACCUAUCAGGUGGGACUUGAAGGGGAAUACCUUGGACUGGAUAAGGUCAGUCUAGCGAAUAGUUCACUGUGGAAUCAGGGGACUCCUCUACCUGUUUAUAAGAGUUUGAUAUGGUACAAGGGCAUGUUUGUCCCCCCUGAAGGAAAGGGUCCUUUAGCCUUAAAUCUCACAGGCAUGGGGAAGGGUCAGGCUUGGGUUAAUGGACAGAGCAUAGGCCGAUAUUGGCCUGCCUAUCUCUCACCACCAACAGGUUGCACUGACAAUUGUGAUUAUAAAGGAUCUUAUAAUCCAUUUAAAUGUCAGAAGAAAUGUGGUCAGCCUGCUCAAACACUGUAUCAUAUCCCACGCACAUGGGUUCAUCCUGGUGAAAACCUACUAGUCAUACAUGAAGAGCUAGGGGGAGACCCUUCAAAGAUUUCUCUGCUAAUAAGAACUGGCCAAGAGAUAUGUUCAAUUGUGUCAGAGGAUGAUCCACCACCAGCUGACUCUUGGAAAUCAAACUUAGAAUUCAAGUCUCAAAGCCCGGAAGUUCAACUAACCUGUGAAAAAGGAUGGCAUAUUACAUCAAUCAACUUUGCUAGUUUUGGAACUCCUUCUGGAAAUUGUGGCACAUUCAGUCCAGGAAACUGUCAUGCGGACAUGUUAUCCAUUGUUCAAAAGGUUUGCAUUGGUCAAGAAGGGUGUUCAAUCCCUGUAUCAGCAGCCAAUCUUGGUGACCCUUGUCCUGGAGUUCUCAAAAGCUUUGUGGUUGAAGCUCUUUGCAGCAACUAAUUCCAAUGGCUGCUCCAAAAUCAUUGUGAUGGCUUCUUGAUUCAAGGUUUGUGGUUUAGUCUGUCACACUACUGAGAUAAGGACCUCAAGCAGCCAUUCUUCUGGUCUUGCAGUUAUCCUCGAUGUCUUGCAUAUAUUUUUCUUUUCUAGCUUCAAACAAAGCUAAAUAAGUUUACACUCACGACUAUGGUGACCCAAAUAAAAUUGUAAAUCCUAUGUUUGGUGGCUAAGAGCGCCAUUUCAAUGCUUCAAAGUUCAUCUCCCUCUCCCUCGUUUACCUGUCA
This is a messenger RNA of Hevea brasiliensis (rubber tree), 3097 nucleotides long. RefSeq names its product beta-galactosidase 8. The record is from RefSeq and is a predicted model, not a curated record. Bases 288 to 2813 code for a protein of 841 amino acids. Gene Ontology annotation, molecular function: beta-galactosidase activity; carbohydrate binding. Gene Ontology annotation, cellular component: cell wall; vacuole. NCBI's taxonomy places the organism in Eukaryota, Viridiplantae, Streptophyta, Magnoliopsida, Malpighiales, Euphorbiaceae. The transcript is spliced from 19 exons. Gene Ontology annotation, biological process: carbohydrate metabolic process.